Nylanderia fulva is the source of this 484-nucleotide messenger RNA. The record is from RefSeq and is a predicted model, not a curated record. Lineage: Eukaryota; Metazoa; Arthropoda; Insecta; Hymenoptera; Formicidae.
AAUCCACCUGUACCCUACACCGAUCAAAGAGAACCUGAGAAGAUUAAAAAAUGGAGAGAAGAACAGAAAGCAAGUCUUGAGAGAAAGAAUAACAUUGAAUGGAAAUGUUUUAGAUGCCGAAGAGGAAAAGAAAAGGAAGAAUGGAGAGAAGCUGCAAAAAAAGAGUUGGAAGAAUGGUAUAAACAUCACGCAGAAGCCAUUAAUAAAACGAAAACUACUAACAGGGAGUCGGCCAAGAACGCGGAGAAGCAAUUCGUUGCAGAGGCAGAUGAGGUUGAACCAGGCACUGAAUGGGAACAUGCCAAGCUUUGUGAAUUUAAUCCAAAAUCAUCCCGCACUUCCAAGGACGUCUCUCGGAUGCGCUCGAUUAUCUUACAAUUAAAACAGACACCGCCCACUCCCAUUAACGCUUAAUUAAAUUGAAGGAGCUGUUAGACACUAAAGAUAUGAAUUAUGAUAAAGAAAUAAUUGAGAAAAUGAUUAA